This is a messenger RNA of Phyllopteryx taeniolatus (common seadragon), 1754 nucleotides long. It is a transcript of the gene pabpn1, whose product is annotated as poly(A) binding protein, nuclear 1. NCBI's taxonomy places the organism in Eukaryota, Metazoa, Chordata, Actinopteri, Syngnathiformes, Syngnathidae. The record is from RefSeq and is a predicted model, not a curated record. Gene Ontology annotation, molecular function: RNA binding. Bases 375 to 1073 code for a protein of 232 amino acids. The transcript has 7 exons.
CCUCCGGCCUCCAUUUGUGAACAGAGGGGACGCCGCGGAUGUCUACGUUCGUGGUUUUUUUUUUUAAAAUUUUUUUUUUUUAAAAGAGUUAAUUCAUUGAACUCGGCUCUCUGACGGGAAUUCAGACGGUUAUCUGGGGUUUCCGGUUCAAGCACCAAUAUUUGUUUGACGUUUGUACGUUAGUCAAACGGGGGCCGAAUCGUUGCUAGCUUUUGUUUCACCUUUUAACUUUACUAAGCGGCAUUUUCCGCCUUUUUUCCCCUCCCCCUCCUCUCUUGACCGGGGCGCUCACUCCCCCCUCCCCCCUGUGUGUGAGCAGGGGCCUGCUACGUUGGUUUGGCCACGAGGCGCAUCGUUACAUUUGGUACGAGCCGAUGGCGGAGUUCGGUAAUGGACUGGCGGAGGAAUCUCUACUCGAUUCCGACCCUGGACACCAAGAGCUGGAAGACCCGGGCGUCGGCGACGAGGAGCCGGGCUUAGAAGAGGGAGAGGCCGCAAUUGAAGACCCUGAGCUGGAGGCUAUCAAAGCCCGGGUGAGAGAGAUGGAGGAAGAGGCAGAGAAACUGAAGGAGCUGCAGAACGAGGUGGAGAAACAGAUGAAUCUAAGUCCCCCACCAGUCGGCCCAGUCAUCAUGUCGUUUGAAGAAAAAAUGGAAGCCGAUGGCAGAUCUAUAUAUGUUGGAAACGUGGAUUAUGGUGCGACUGCAGAGGAGCUUGAGGCACACUUCCAUGGCUGUGGUUCAGUAAAUAGAGUCACCAUCCUGUGUGACAAAUACACAGGGCAUCCCAAAGGGUUUGCUUAUAUCGAGUUUGCAGACAAAGAGUCUGUCAGAACAGCAAUGGCUUUGGAUGAGUCUCUUUUCAGAGGAAGACAGAUAAAGGUUGGCGCAAAGAGAACAAACAGACCUGGCAUCAGCACCACAGAUCGCGGCUUUUCCCGGGCCCGGUUCCGAUCACGGGGAGGAGGAAACUUCUCUUCACGUGCUCGCUACUAUAGUGGCUACACACCACCCAGAGGCAGAGGACGGGCCUUCAGGGGCCGAGGGCGAACAUCGUGGUAUUGCCCUUACUAAACACUCCAACCCUUCCCCUCCUUUUACUAUCAACCCCUCUCCCUUCUCUGUUCCCAAACACAUACAUACACACACACACACACACACUAUAAAAAUGCCCUCCCUUUCCCCAACAAAAAAAGAAGAGUUCCAGAAGAGAGAAAAAAGGAAAAAAAAGGAAAAAAAACCUUCUGGACAGAGAGACUGACUGGCUGCAGUGUGCAUUUGUAUGUGAGCGUGCGUGUGCGGCGGUUGGCGCGGCCCCCCUGGUAAGGUAUACGCCGGCUGGCCUUUUGGUGCAAAAAGUAUGGUGGCAAGCUUUUAUUUUCUUAUUGCUUUGGGUGCGGGGAUGAUGACGACGACGACGAUGAUGGUAUCUCAGGCUGCAGGAGUGUCUCCUUUGGUCUGGCUGUGACAUCCUGCUUCCACACCAUCCACAGCCCACUCAUUCACCCACCACCACCACCAAAAAAGAAAAAAAAAAACAAAGGGGCUGGGGGCUUAGUGACAUGAAGUUUUUUUUUUAUUUUUUUUUUUAUAUAUAUAUUUUGUUGUUCAAAUGUGAAACUUUGCCUAGCCAAGUUGUUGUUUUAGUCUGUUUGCUGUAUCACUUCCCCUCCCCCUCUCCAUUUCUGACUCCUCUCACCUUAUAGCCUCCUCAGAUCAACACCGUUUUUUUUUUUUUUUUUGGUUUUGUUUCCC